CCGCCGCGCGGGGCGGAGGGCGCAGCGCGGGGCGGCCGUCGGGGCGCAUGGACGGGCCCGGGGCGCGGGGCCCGCGGCGCCGCCAUGAGGAAGCAGAGCGUGCGCACGGCCGCGCUCAUCCUGUGCAUCCUGUCCUACCUGCUGGUGGGCGCCGCGGUCUUCGACGCGCUCGAGUCCGAGGCGGAGCGCGGCCGCCAGCGGCUGCUGGCCCAGAAGCGCGGCGAGUUCCGGAGGAAGUACCGCUUCUCGGCCGAGGACUACCGCGAGCUGGAGCGCCUGGCGCUGCAGGCCGAGCCGCACCGCGCCGGCCGCCAGUGGAAGUUCGCCGGCUCCUUCUACUUCGCCAUCACCGUCAUCACCACCAUCGGGUACGGCCACGCCGCGCCGGGCACGGACUCGGGCAAGGUCUUCUGCAUGUUCUAUGCGCUCCUGGGCAUCCCCCUGACGCUGGUCACCUUCCAGAGCCUGGGCGAGCGCCUGAACGCGCUGGUGCGGCGCCUCCUGCUGGCGGCCAAGCGCUGCCUGGGCCUGCGGCGGCCGCGCGUGUCCACCGAGAACAUGGUGGUGGCCGGGCUGCUGGUGUGCGCCGCCACCCUGGCCCUCGGGGCCGCCGCCUUCGCGCACUUCGAGGGCUGGACCUUCUUCCACGCCUACUACUACUGCUUCAUCACCCUCACCACCAUCGGCUUCGGUGACUUCGUGGCGCUGCAGAGCGACGAGGCGCUUCAGAGGAAGCCGCCCUACGUGGCCUUCAGCUUCCUCUACAUCCUCCUGGGGCUCACGGUCAUCGGCGCCUUCCUCAACCUCGUGGUCCUGCGCUUUCUGGCGGCCAGCACCGACGCGCCCGAGCGCGCCACCCGCCGCGCCAGCCCGCUCCGCCUGGGGGCGCCCGAGAGCCGCGGCCGCCCUCCGCCCCGCUGCCCUGCCCGCGCCGGGGGCUCCGCUUCCAUCUCGUCCCGCGUGCACCGGCUGCAGCUGGGGGCCCGCGACAACCUGGCCUUCUCACCCCCCUCGAGCCCUGGGGCUGUGGGCGGCGGCACGGUGGGCAGGCCCCCGGCCCGGCGGAAGUCCAUCUGACAGCCCUGUCCCGGGCCCCGGAGGGUGGGGGUUGGGGGAGGUCGAGGGAACAGGAGGGGCUAGGGUCACCUGUCAGGGCAUGCUCCCCAGAGCUUGGAGAGGGUAGAGGGGCUGUGGCCUCAGGGCCGUCUUCUGCCACGAGCAGUGUGUCUUUCCCUUCUGUGGCCAGCCCCUCCCUCCUCUCCAAAAAUCCAUUAAAGCCACACCUUAAGCACAAGCACGUCCUGUAGGUGCAAAUCCCCGUGGUCCGAACUGUUUUAGGAAGGCGCGGCCACAGCAGCCACCCAGGAGAGGCUCUCCACAGGCCCAUGUCAUCAGCUAGCCCUCCCGAGUGGAAACAGGUGGCUGUUUCUCCGCUGAGAGAGGAGGCAGGUUUUCCGUGUUGUAAGGGAAAAUGCGGGACUUUCAACCCUGGGAGGCAGGCAGUGAGGCCAGCUGCUCACACCAGGAGAGGCAUGGGGAUCGGAUGCACUGAAGGGAAACAGCUCCUGUCCCCGAGUGGAGGGGCGGACAAAUCUGCACUAUUUAAACGAUCGCUCAUCCUCUUGCUCAAUGUGUAGAGUGGAAUUGACCCCUGUGUGAAUGAAACACACCCUCCGCCCGACCCCCCCCCCCCCCACCAUGUUCUUUGUCCUUGGCGAGCGCCAUCCGAGGACGAGGAGGGCCUUGUUGACACCCACCACAUCACUGGAGCACCUGGACGCAGUCAAAUGCUGUGGGAAGACCCCUCUUCUGGAAGCCGUGAGAUCUGGGUCCUGCCAACUGCCCUCAGCGUGACCUUGGGGAAUGUCAUCCCCUACCUGGGCCUCAGUUUCCACAUCUGUAAUGACUGAGUUCAGCUGGAAUCGUGUCCCCACCCCCCACCCCCACCCCCUGCAUCUCUGGAAAAGGGUUCCUGGGAUGCACCCUGCCCCCUAAGGUGUCCGUGGCAUCCUGCAGCGCUCGGCUUCCUCAAACACCAACUACCCGUGGCUUCCCAGAUAGAACUCUCAACACAAAGCAGAGCGAG
Molecule: messenger RNA, 2086 nt
Organism: Acinonyx jubatus (cheetah)
Lineage: Eukaryota; Metazoa; Chordata; Mammalia; Carnivora; Felidae
Gene: KCNK15
Product: potassium two pore domain channel subfamily K member 15
Exons: 2
Coding region: 85-1077 (330 amino acids)
Biological process (GO): potassium ion transmembrane transport; stabilization of membrane potential
Cellular component (GO): membrane
Molecular function (GO): potassium ion leak channel activity
Source: RefSeq, a predicted model, not a curated record